GUUGUAGCCCGACAGAAGGAGUGGGGAUGCUCCCGGAAGUGGAGUUGAGUUAGAGAAGAAGUGGAGUUGCCACGUCUAAGAGAGGAAAACGGCUGGAGCGGGAGACAAAAUUGACUAAACGAGAUAUUAUAAAUCCAAUUUAUUAAUUGUUUUUAAUAAGAGCGGUCAUUUUAACAGUAGUCAGCACAAAUAUGGUUUCAGUUAUAAAUACUGUGGACACGUCCCAUGAUGACAUGAUCCAUGAUGCUCAGAUGGACUAUUAUGGUACCCAGUUGGCUACUUGCUCGUCCGAUAGGUCUGUAAAAAUAUUUGAUGUGAAAAACGGAGGUCAGAUCCUGGUUGCCGAUUUGAGAGGUCACGAAGGGCCAGUCUGGCAAGUGGCCUGGGCUCAUCCAAUGUACGGGAACAUUUUAGCGUCCUGUUCCUAUGACAAGAAGGUGAUCAUAUGGAAAGAGGAGAACGGCACAUGGGACAAGAUGUAUGAGUACACAGGCCAUGAAUCUUCAGUAAACUCGGUGUGCUGGGGGCCCUAUGACUUCGGACUGAUUCUUGCCUGUGGCAGCUCAGAUGGUGCAAUAUCGCUGCUCACUUACUCCGGGGAUGGGCAAUGGGACGUCAAGAAGAUCAGUAACGCACACACUAUCGGCUGCAACGCAGUGAGCUGGGCUCCUGCUGUCGUGCCUGGUAGUCUCAUCGACCAGCCGCUGGGACAGAAACCGAACCUCAUUAAGAGAUUUGUAUCUGGAGGCUGUGACAACCUGGUCAAACUUUGGAAAGAGGAGGAUGGGCAGUGGAAGGAGGAUCAGAAACUAGAAGCUCACAGUGAUUGGGUGAGAGAUGUGGGCUGGGCCCCUUCGAUAGGCCUUCCCACCAGCACCAUUGCCAGCUGUUCACAGGAUGGCAGGGUCUUCAUCUGGACAUGCGAUGAUCCUUCAGGAAACGCCUGGACAGCCAAGCUUCUUCAUAAGUUCAAUGACGUGGUGUGGCACGUGAGCUGGUCCAUCACAGGAAAUAUCUUGGCGGUGUCAGGAGGAGACAAUAAGGUGACGUUGUGGAAGGAGUCAGUGGAUGGCCAGUGGGCUUGCAUCAGUGAUGUCAACAAAGGGCAAGGGGCUGUUUCUGCCAUCACAGAGGGCCAACAGAACGAGCAGUGAUGGGAGGGAUGGCUUUGGAGAUGCAUUAAAAAUUCAUUUCCCCCGUCUCUCAGUGGAAAAUACUAUUCACAGUAGAACUAUAUUUGCUGCACAUGCUACCCAACAAAGACGUCUUUUCCUUUUUGACGUCCCUCCAUAUAAUGCAGCUUUCUGAAGGUGGCAGUCUGAACUUGCUGAUAGAUUUGAUACUGCC
This is a messenger RNA of Lepisosteus oculatus (spotted gar), 1347 nucleotides long. It is a transcript of the gene sec13, whose product is annotated as SEC13 homolog, nuclear pore and COPII coat complex component. Gene Ontology annotation, molecular function: protein binding; structural molecule activity. The record is from RefSeq and is a predicted model, not a curated record. Gene Ontology annotation, biological process: COPII-coated vesicle budding; positive regulation of TOR signaling; protein import into nucleus. Gene Ontology annotation, cellular component: nuclear pore outer ring; COPII vesicle coat. Lineage: Eukaryota; Metazoa; Chordata; Actinopteri; Semionotiformes; Lepisosteidae.